AGACAGAGUGAGAGAAACAAAUCACAGAUCCAUAGAAAAGCAUUAAUGCUCAUCAGUCAUCACAGAGAAAAAUGUCAAUGGAAGCAGGCAGCAUGGAAACCAUUGAGGUUCCUCAAGACAAGAUUGUCAAAAAGGAAGAAGAUAGAGAAGCUGAGGAGAUGGAGCACUUCUUCAGGCGGUGGCAGCUUCAAACGGCCACCCAAAACUAAAACCCUCAGUCUGAACUCACCCACUGACCCUGACACAGAGCCCCUCGGAGUAGAGACGGAGCGCAGGAAACUCAGACCCAUUGUGGCAUCUGUCUUUGGUCAGGACAGAGAUCUACGGCCAGAGGAAAUUGAAGAGUUGAAAGAAGCCUUCCGAGAAUUUGACAAAGACAAGGACGGCUUCAUUAGCUGUAAGGAUCUGGGCGAGUGCAUGAGAACGAUGGGCUACAUGCCCACAGAAAUGGAGCUGAUUGAACUCAGUCAGCAGAUCUGUGGCGGUAGAGUGGACUUUGAGGACUUCGUAGACCUGAUGGGCCCAAAGAUGCUGGCUGAGACAGCAGACAUGAUCGGAGUGAAAGAACUGAGAGAUGCUUUUAGAGAGUUUGACUCCGACGGUGAUGGUAAGAUCAGUCUGGCUGAACUGAGGGAAGCCAUGAAGAAGCUGAUGGGAGAGCAGCUCAGCCACAGAGAGAUUGAUGAGAUCCUCAGGGAUGUCGACCUCAAUGGAGAUGGCCAGGUUGACUUUGAAGAGUUUGUCCGAAUGAUGUCUCGCUAAUUUAGAGGACUCAUGAAAAAGGAAGAGAACAAUCAGUUUGCCAACUCCUAACGUGAAGAGUUAAAUACUAUGCGUCUGCUUUAAUUAACUACCAUAUGAAAUUAUUUAAACCAUACUCUUUCUUCAUACAGGGAUAUUUUACAUAUUUGCUUGUUUUUAUGACAAAGAGGAAAAGUGUGUUUCUUAUUUAAUUUAUUUUAGCAUUUUGGUAAAAAAAUUAAGGAGUUAAUUAAGGAAUUUUCCAUGUUUCCACAUAUGUUCAGAAUUAUAAGGGUACAAAGCAUAGCUGUAGCACACAUUAUUUAUAAAAGCAUGCUAUAAAGCCCAGAAUGGAAAUGUAAUUAAUAACUACUGAAAUUGUAUAUGUGUAGUACAUGGUCAUUGUGGACUGACAAUGCAAUGCUAGAUAUAAAUCAGUAUUAUGUGUGUUUUGGAAGGUAAACCACUGGUUAAUGGGUCUAAAGUUCCUGUAUGAUGCUUUUUGGGCUGUUAAUGCUUUCCCUGUGGGAACAAGAUAUUAACAUGCAAAACUGGAUAUUAUACAACUCCUGUCCCAAGUCUGGAGAUCCCUUGUAAAGAUCCUGACACCCAUGUGAUCUCCCCUUGUUCCUUAAUCAUUAUGUUUAAACAAAAGUUUUUAUCUAAAUAUCUAUUCUUGCCAACAGUGAACUAU
Molecule: messenger RNA, 1435 nt
Organism: Sinocyclocheilus anshuiensis
Lineage: Eukaryota; Metazoa; Chordata; Actinopteri; Cypriniformes; Cyprinidae
Product: calcium-binding protein 2-like
Exons: 7
Coding region: 46-762 (238 amino acids)
Cellular component (GO): cytoplasm
Molecular function (GO): calcium channel regulator activity; calcium ion binding
Source: RefSeq, a predicted model, not a curated record